UGAGAGAACAGUUUUGACACAAAUAGCUUUACAGGACUUAUAUUAAAUGAUACGUAUUAACAAUCUAGUUACUACGUGUUACUGCAAGCAAGCGUUGAGUUAAAUAUAAUUGUUUCCAAAUUAUAUUACGUUUUAAAAUGCCUCAAGGUAGAAGAAAAGUACCAUUUAGCGGCAAAGCUAAAAAAUUGCAACUACAAAUGAAACGACAAGGCCAAACCUCAAAAUCUUCUGUUCUACUGAAAACAACACAAAGCCAAAGCGAGGAUGAUUCAAAUUGUCAAAAAAUUGAUUUCCACGCUUCUCAAAAUAACAGAAACACAAGCAGAUAUGCGUUGAAGUUCAACAAGACUGCUCUGGAAAUAAGAGAUCAUAAAGCUUUGGAAAUCGAAGAACACGAUUAUUUUAAGAACUUGGAUUUUCCUAAAAGACCACCUUGGAACUACAAUAUGAGCUUAGAAGAAAUACAGAAAAGUGAACACAGAUAUUUCACAGAGUAUGUUACCGAGUUGGAAAAGAGCCAUGAAAAUUUAAGUUACUUUGAAUUAAACUUGGAAACUUGGCGUCAACUUUGGAGAGUGCUAGAAAUGUCUGAUAUUAUAUUAACAAUUACUGAUAUCAGAUAUCCCUCACUGAUGUUUCCUCCAUAUUUAUAUGAAUAUGUAACAAAGGAGCUAAAAAAGCAAAUGAUAUUUAUACUGAACAAAGUAGAUUUGGUCCCUGCUCCGUUAGUUUGCGCAUGGUACAACCAUUUCAAAGACAAGUACCCUGAAAUGCAUAUAUUGCUGUUUACGUCUUAUCCGGGUUAUAAUGUUGUCAGAGGUUCAGCUAAAAAAACUGGUUUGAAAUCCCGUAAGCUCAAAGGCAGGCCCCAAAUGUCGACAGAAGGUGCUGAGUGCUUGUUGGCAGCUUGCAAAACAAUUGUUAAAGAUGCUGUCGAUUUAUCAAGUUGGGAACAAAAAAUUAAAGAAGAAAAGAAUUCUUCAAGCAACUCCGAAGAGCUAGAAAUAGAAACGGUGAUAAAUCAACAGACCCAAGACACUGCUUUUGUUGAGCAUGAGCUGUACAAGAAUGGUAUUUUAACUAUAGGCUGUAUCGGUCAACCGAAUGUUGGAAAAUCAUCUUUGAUGAAUGCAUUGAUGGGCAAAAAGGUAGUGAGUGUCUCAAAGACUCCGGGGCACACUAAACAUUUUCAAACAAUUUUUCUGACAGAUACUGUCAGACUUUGCGAUUGUCCAGGUUUAGUGUUCCCUUCGUUGGUUCCACGAUACAUUCAGGUGCUUAUGGGGUCAUAUCCGAUUUCUCAAUUGCGUGAAACGUUUAGCACUUUGAGAUUUGUUGCAGAAAGGUUAGAUUUACCUAAAUUAUUGCAUUUAAUUCACCCCGAUGGAGACGAGGAAUGGUCUCCUUACAACAUUUGUGAAGCAUGGGCUAUUAAACGAGGAUUCCUGACAGCACGUGCUGCAAGACCUGAUAUUCAUCGAGCUGGUAUCAAUUUGUUGCAGAUGUGUUUAAGCGGUGUUAUUUGUUUGAAGCUAAAGCCACCACAUUAUGAAGAAAUGAAAGGGCAAUGGGAAGUCCACAAAGAUUUGCCAGAAAUACAUAAAAUUCAAGCAAGAACGAACCAGCCAGAAGUUGAUGACGAAAUUGACUUUGAAGACUUUUCUGAAGACGAUGAGGUCAACGAUGAAACCAAAACCAUACCCAAAGAUCAAAAUGCCGAUGAAGACAGCUCUGAUUCGGAACUUCCUGCUAUUCAAAAUAAAUUUGCAGCUUUAAUGGACUGA
This is a messenger RNA of Ctenocephalides felis (cat flea), 1784 nucleotides long. Its product is annotated as guanine nucleotide-binding protein-like 1. Lineage: Eukaryota; Metazoa; Arthropoda; Insecta; Siphonaptera; Pulicidae. The record is from RefSeq and is a predicted model, not a curated record. Gene Ontology annotation, molecular function: GTPase activity; GTP binding. The transcript has 11 exons. Bases 138 to 1784 code for a protein of 548 amino acids.